AUGCAUUUUCUCCUCCUCGGCGCUACAGGAAGGACAGGCCAACACGUCGUUUCCGAAAUACUCUCUCAGGGCCACACGGCUGUUACCCUCGUAUGUAGCUUUGCGAACAUAACUUCUCGUCCUGGCCUCACGGUCGUCACCGGCUCGCCACUUUCAAAACCAGACAUAAACAGAGCUCUCCUGGCAACACCCUCUCAACCAAUAUCUGCUGCAAUCACCACACUGAAUACAGUCCGCGAGUCCGACAGCCCUUUCGCAGCUCAAGUCUCACCUCCUUGCUUCCUAGCUGACUCAUGUGCCAAUAUCUGCGAGGUGCUGGAGCAAGCCGGUUGUCAUCGUAUCGUGGUGAUGUCGACGGCAGGCGUCGGAGAUUCGUGGGGCAGAUUACCCAUUUUGAGCAAGGCAUUCAUGAGAUGGACCAAUAUCAAAUAUGCUCUUGAAGAUCACGGGCUUGUUGACAAGGAGACUCGGUUGACGAAGUUGGACUGGACUCUUAUUAGGACUGCGAGGCUCCAAUUCGACGAGGAGAAGUCGGCCCAGAUUACGGAGGUGAGAACGCUAGGGAGUAAUGGUGAGGGAAUGAGCAUGUCUGAUAGCGUGAGUGUUACUGCUGUGGUAAGGUUCCUAGUUAAGGUCGCUGUUGAGGGACUUUUCAUCAAGAGCGCUGUGGUUGUGACGAAUUGA
This is a messenger RNA of Cadophora gregata, 684 nucleotides long. RefSeq lists its product as uncharacterized. The record is from RefSeq and is a predicted model, not a curated record. The coding region runs from base 1 to 684 and encodes 227 amino acids. The transcript has a single exon. NCBI's taxonomy places the organism in Eukaryota, Fungi, Ascomycota, Leotiomycetes, Helotiales, Ploettnerulaceae.